GAGGAAAGAAAGAGAGAGAGAGAGAGAGAGAGAACCAAAACAAGUACUGAAAAAGGAGAGAAAAGUGGAGAGAGUUUUGUAUUGAAGGCCACACACCAAUUAACAGUCUCCCCUUCUCAGGUGGAACACACUCUCUCUCUCUCUCUCUAAAUCUGUGCAAUUACAUAUAUCCAUCCAAACACAUCUCCAUCUCUCUCUCUCCCCUCUUUUUCUGUAUUAUUAUUAUUAUCAUUUUCAAACCUAACUGCAACAAUACAAACCAAUCCAAAUCCACAAAUCCAAUCCCAACUACUGAGAAAACCAAGAUCGGAUUGAUUGAAGAUUGAAGGUCGAAGGAUUGAUCAUUGAUCAUGUCGUGUUCGUCGUCGAGUGGGUCGGAGGAGGAAGAUGAGGGGAUCGAUUCGUACAGGAAAGGCGGCUACCACGCGGUCAGGGUCGGCGAUUCGUUCUCCGGCGGCCGCUACAUCGCCCAGAGGAAGCUCGGUUGGGGCCAGUUCUCCACCGUCUGGCUCGCUUACGACAUCCAAUUCUCCAGAUAUGUUGCUCUUAAAAUCCAGAAAAGUGCACCACAAUUUGCUCAAGCUGCUCUCCAUGAAAUCGAAGUUCUUUCUGCUAUUGCUGAUGGUAACCCCUCAAAUAAUAAGUGUGUUGUACAAUUAGUAGAUCACUUCAAGCACACGGGCCCAAAUGGACAGCAUUUGUGCAUGGUCCUUGAGUUUCUUGGUGAUAGCCUACUCCGGUUGAUCAAAUACAGUCAUUAUAAAGGUCUUGAGCUAAAUAAAGUGAGGGAGAUAUGCAAAUGCAUUUUGAAUGCAUUGGAUUAUCUGCAUCGAGAACUUGGUAUAAUACACACAGAUCUAAAACCUGAAAAUAUUCUUCUUAUUUCUACUAUUGAUCCUAACAAGGACCCAAUUAGGUCUGGUCUCACCCCAAUUCUUGAAAGGCCUGAGGGGAAUCCAAAUGGUGGAGCUACCAUGAACAUUGUUGAAAAGCAGUUAAAGAGGAGGGCAAGGAAAGCAGUGGCUAGGAUAGGAAGACGAGCUUCAAUGGGAGGGGUGGGAGGGAGUACAAAAGUGGAAAGAUGCCUGGAUGGGAUUGAUAUGAGGUGCAAGGUUGUGGAUUUUGGAAAUGCAUGCUGGGCCGAUAAGCAGUUUGCAGAGGAAAUUCAGACAAGACAGUACAGAGCCCCUGAAGUUAUACUUUGCUCUGGGUACUCCUCCUCUGUUGAUAUGUGGUCAUUUGCUUGCACCGCCUUUGAGCUUGCUACAGGAGAAAUGAUGUUUACCCCCAAGAGUGGACAAGGAUUUAGUGAUGAUGAGGAUCAUCUGGCUCUAAUAAUGGAACUCCUUGGAAAGAUGCCACGGAAGAUAGCCGUAGGGGGGGCUCGAUCCAAAGAUUACUUCGACAGACACGGGGAUCUGAAGAGGAUCCGGAGACUGAAAUACUGGCCACUUGAUCGAUUGCUAGUCGAUAAAUUCAAAUUUUCUGACAACGAUGCUCGUGAGUUUUCAGAGUUUCUUUGUCCCCUUCUUGAUUUCGCUCCAGAGAAUAGACCAACUGCGCAGCAGUGUCUGCAACAUCCAUGGCUUAAUAUCAGGAAUUCAACCAAGAAUGAAGUGAAAAGCGAAUCUAGCCUUCAAAAAGUGGAUGUUGGGAUGAGCAACCUUAAGAUUAAGGUGGGCAAGUGAAGAAGUGAUUUGAAGGUUUUGUUACUGCAAUACCACUUUUACGCCCCUCCCUCCACCUGUAUGUGUAUUGAUUGUGAUUUGUUUUUACUUUUUUGUUUUUGUUUUAACGAAUUUUUAAUAAGAUUUGAUUUUUUGAUUUAACAAAGAUGUACGAUAGCUAAUGAUUAUUGCGAGGAAAUGACAUCAAUGAGAGAAAUUUGACCUAACAUGUUGGAAACU
This is a messenger RNA of Camellia sinensis, 1907 nucleotides long. RefSeq lists its product as uncharacterized. The record is from RefSeq and is a predicted model, not a curated record. Lineage: Eukaryota; Viridiplantae; Streptophyta; Magnoliopsida; Ericales; Theaceae. Gene Ontology annotation, biological process: peptidyl-serine phosphorylation; spliceosomal complex assembly; regulation of mRNA processing. Gene Ontology annotation, molecular function: protein serine/threonine kinase activity; ATP binding.